This is a messenger RNA of Thamnophis elegans (Western terrestrial garter snake), 5810 nucleotides long. It is a transcript of the gene TGM2, whose product is annotated as transglutaminase 2. The transcript has 13 exons. Lineage: Eukaryota; Metazoa; Chordata; Lepidosauria; Squamata; Natricidae. The coding region runs from base 37 to 2253 and encodes 738 amino acids. Gene Ontology annotation, biological process: peptide cross-linking. The record is from RefSeq and is a predicted model, not a curated record. Gene Ontology annotation, molecular function: protein-glutamine gamma-glutamyltransferase activity.
CCACUCACCCCACCCACCCCCCGCUCUCCUUUCGCGAUGACUGAUCUACCCACCCAGCCAAGGGGAGGGGAAGGGGAUGUCUAUAAAAGGGAGAGGACUCCUUGGGUCGGAGGUAACCUCGCAGCGUCUGGUGGCUCGCGGGCUGGCAAGGCAGGCAGCGGGAGAACAGAGCGGAAGGCAGCAGGCACCAUGGCAGAAGAUCUUCAGUUAGAGACCUGGGACCUGAAAUGCGAGGAGAACAACCUGAAGCACAAGACCGCCGAAAUGGGGUCCCAUCAGCUCCUCGUACGCCGAGGGCAGCCGUUCCGGAUCUCACUGACCUUCGCCGGCAGAGCGUAUGAAGCAGGCGUGGACAAACUGACCUUCGUUACGGAGACAGGACCUUGCCCCAUCGAGACCUCCGGGACCCGCUCCCCUUUCCCUCUCUCUUGCUCUCUGGAGGGCUCGGCCUGGAGUUCGGCCGUGGAGCAGCAGGACGGGCUGACCCUCUCCGUCUCCAUCUCCUCCCCUCCGGACGCCCGCAUCGGCCGAUACCGCCUGGUCCUGGACGCCUCCACCCAGUUCCAGGGCUCCAGCUUCAACCUGGGCGAGUUUGUCCUGCUCUUCAACCCCUGGUGUCCAGAGGACUCCACCUACAUGGAGAACAAUGAGGACCGGGUGGAAUACGUGUUGACCCAACAAGGCCUGAUCUACCAAGGAUCGAAGGACUAUAUCAUCCCCAUCCCAUGGAACUUCGGACAGUUUGAAGAGGACAUUUUGGACAUCUGCUUGCAGUUGCUGGACACCAACCCCAAGUUCCUCCUCAAUCAAGACAAGGACUGUUCUCGACGCAACAGCCCCGUCUACAUCAGCAGGGUGGUGAGCGCCAUGGUCAACUGCAACGAUGACAAAGGGGUCCUUUUCGGACGCUGGGACAACCGCUAUGCCGAUGGGAUCAGCCCCACGACCUGGAGUGGGAGUGUGGACAUUCUACGGAGGUGGCAGAAGUACGGAUGCCAGCCGGUUCGAUACGGGCAAUGCUGGGUCUUCGCCGCAGUGGCCUGCACAGUGCUCCGCUGCCUCGGGAUCCCGACUCGCGUGGUGACCAACUAUAACUCCGCCCACGACACCAACGGGAACUUGACCAUCGAGCAAUAUUUGGACGAGAACGGGAAGCUGCAGAAGGGCAACCGGGAGCUCAUCUGGAAUUAUCAUUGCUGGGUGGAAUGUUGGAUGGCCCGUCCAGACCUUCCCAGCGGCUAUGACGGAUGGCAGGCCUUGGACCCAACUCCGCAGGAAAAGAGUGAAGGAGUCUACUGCUGUGGGCCAACUCCGGUGAAAGCCGUCAAGGAUGGACAGCUGGACUUCAAGUACGAUGUGAAGUUCGUCUUUGCUGAGGUCAACGCCGAAGUGGCCUACCUGAUGCUUCAGAGCGACAUGUCCCGCAAGAAGACCAUACACCCCACCUUUGUGGGCAAGAACAUCAGCACCAAGAGCGUGGGGAAGGACACCAAGGAAGACAUCACCCACACCUACAAGCACCAGGAAGAUUCGGAAGAGGAGAGAGCCUCCUUCGAGCAGGCGAAGCACGAGAAGAUGCCGGCCCUUCAGGAGGAAGGUCUGGGCCUCCGGAUCAAGGCUUCCGAGGGGAUGAACAACGGCUGCGACUUCGACGUCUUUGUGGUCAUCAACAACAACACGCCCGAGGAACAGCCCUGCCGGCUGAGGAUUUCGGCCGCUACCACCAGCUACAACGGGGAGCUGGGCUCCGAAUGCGGCUACAAGGACCUGCUAAAUGUCAACCUGGAGCCCAACGCAGAAAGGACAGUGCCCUUGCGCAUCCUCUACGAGAAAUAUGGCAACUGCCUGACCCCGGACAACAUGAUCAAGGUCACAGCCGUUCUGCAGCAGUUGGAGCAGCAGAAGAUCCUGCUCGGGGUGAGGGACUUCCACAUCAAGAACCCCGACGUCAAAAUCCGGGUUUUGGGGGAGCCGAUGCAGAAUCGCAAACUGGUGGCCGAGCUGACCCUGAGCAACCCCCUCCCCACCGCCCUGACCAGCUGCGUCUUCACCAUGGAGGGGGCCGGACUGACCGGGGGGCAGAAGGUCCAGCAGCUAGAUACGUCCGUCGAACCUGGGGAGGAAGCGAAAGUGAGGAUCGACUUCGUGCCCCAGCAAUCCGGCCUGCGGAAGUUGGUGGUGGAUUUCGAGAGCGACCAUCUGAAGGGGGUGAAGGGCUACCGUAACGUCAUCAUUGCCCCCCUGCGCAAAUAAAACCAGAAGACCCCCCAACCGAAAAAGCCAAACUACUCCAGGAGCCCCCCAGAUGCCAGGGGUCGGGGGAUCUCUUCCUGCCUGCACCCAUAGCUAUGCAUCCAGAUGCUUCUCCUACCCCUGCGGUGCUGCCCCUCCCCACAGCUGGCUGGAGGGCGCCCCAGACACCCUAGACUUGACAGGCUGAAAUUGGGGAGGGGGUGGCAAGUCUCUACUCGGGAUGUGCACCCAAGGAGAAGCGCCCCUUUUGGGAUGUGACUUCAAGGGGGUGUCCUGCCCUGCCGUGCCAGGGGGUCCCACGACCCUCAGAGUUCGCCUACAUGGGUCCUUUCAACCCUACUAAGAUGUUGGCCAUUAAUUCUGGUUACCUGAGAUGGCUGGGAGGUGAAGGGGAGGGAGGGUCCCACGUUGUCAACUUUAAGACUUACGGACCUCAACUUUAAGACUAGUGAACCUCAACUCCCAGAAUUCCCCAGCCAGCAAAGCUGGCUGGGGAAUUCUGGGAGUUGAAGUUCACAAGGGUUGAAAGAUGCCAAGGUUGGACACUCCUGGUUAGGGAGUUCCUCUAUAACUGCCCUCCCAAUUAUGUGUAGCCUUUGAAGGCCUCCAGAGAAAGACCCAGAGACCUCCCCUAGGAGAAGACCAUGUCAACCCUCUGCUUCCCCCCAUCGUGAUGUCUCACCAAGAAUGAAACGAUCUCCUGCCUCCCCCUGGCACGGCAGCCCAUCAAAACAGGGUUGAGGUUGGUUGGGGAGAACUAUCAGCCUUCUCCAUGUUGCUUUGCCCUCUCCCUCUUCCCCUUAUUCCCCCUUGGCAAGCUUUGGCUAGGAUGGCACACUGCUGGCAUGAAAGAAGUCCACCAUUGCUUGCAUGACUACGCAAUCCCUAAGGCACUCCGAUGGCUUAUUGUUUAGGGGACAACCUGUCGUUUCUCAGAGCGUGACACUCCUGGGUUUGCCUGCUGGACCAUGGAGGGGUUUUUUUUCCCCAUCAGGAUGCCUGAUUUCUGAUGACCCUCAAGUACAUUGCUGGCACCCCUUCCUUGACCAUGAAGUACCAACAUUUGGAGCCUCCACAAACCACGUUCCCUGAAGCCACCUGGCUACGGAGCAUGUAUCUCAACCUCAGCUGUUUGGAGAUGGGUGGGCUUCCACAGCCAGCGGAAUUCUGGGAGUUGAAGUCCACCCAUCUUCAAGUUUGAAAGAUAGCAAGAUCUCAAGAACAGCAUUUUACAUGACUUCCACCCCCUACUUGGAAGAAGAGGGGAAAUUUCCUGAUCAUUUUUUUUUUUUGACAGCUGUGUGUCUGCUGAGGGUGUGCAUGCGUUUGGUUCCUUCAAUCCUUGGGUGGGACUUAGAAUAACACAGCAGGGAAAGAAAAGGGCUGGGAAGCAGAACGUCAAUGAAUUGUGGCUGGAGAACAUCUAAACCUUCACCAAACUGCCUACCAGAAAGUGUUUUUGAAAGAAGGAAGGGGUUGUAUGGUCCAUCCACUGCUGGGGCUCCACUCCAAGACCCACAGAGAGGGUUCCUUCUCUAAAAGCACCAAAUGUAAUGGAAAAAAAUCCUCCAGGUAGACAGCAAAACCAUGGAGGCUACCAAAAAGUGCCUUCAAAAAUAAGUCAGCAUCAAGUUGCUGACAAUUGAUCAACUCUCCCUUGACCACCUUCCGAGUUUUUCUCAAGAAACAUCUUGAAGAUGGGUGAGCUUCAACUCCCAGAAUUCCCUCUGGAGCAUCCGCAAACCAUGUCCUGAAGCAACCUGGUUAGAUCAGUGUUUCUCAACCUUGGCCACGUGAGGAUGGGUGGGCUUCAAUUCCCAGCAUUCCCCUUCCAGCAGAUCCUGGGAGUGGAACUCCACUCACCAAGUGACCGAGUUUGAAAAACGCUGGGUUGGAGAGAUAGCAAGAUCCCAGGGACCUACUGGACUCCGGUGGCUCUCUGCUACCGACAGCCAUGCUGCUGGGCCAUAAGGAACAUGAGAAGGCAGCAUGAGAAGAAAAGGGGUAGAGAUGUGGAAAAGAAGACUCUGCCUCCUUCCACACUCACACACCAUUUCUGGACAAGAUCAGGUUGGCUUUUUCAGGGAGCCGGGAGUCACUUGCCUAAGGUGUGGCUUACCAUGAAUGCCAGCUGCUUGGGCAGCUGUGCUUUUCCAGCUGUGUUACUGGUUCUGAGUCAACCCAGCAUGUUUUGGCUCCCUUAUCAAGGAAGGUGCUUGGCAGCCAUUCAGCAACACAGCCAGAGAUGGGCAAGACAAGCACAAAGGAUGGAUGGAUGGAUGGAUGGAUGGAUGGAUGGAUGGAUGGAUGGAUGGAUGGAUGGAUGGGCUGAGGAGGUCAGAGUGGGUGGCCAACUAAGAAUGACCAGUUGAGAAGACCCAGACCAGGCUGUUCCAGAUCUGGUGGACUACAGAAUGAAUAGAGGUCAGGGAGAGUUGGCCAACUAAGAAUGACCAGUUGAGAAGACCCAGACCAGGCUGUUCCAGAUCUGGUGGACUACAGAAUGAAUAGAGGUCAGGGAGAGUUGGCCAACUAAGAAUGACCAGUUGAGAAGACCCAGACCAGGCUGUUCCAGAUCUGGUGGUCUACAGGAUGAGUAGAGGAGGUCAGGGACAGUUGGCCAACUAAGAAUGACCAGUUGAGAAGACCCAGACCAGGCUGUUCCAGCUGUGGUGGUCUACAGAAUCAAUAGAGGUCAGGGAGAGUUGGCCAACUAAGAAGGACCAGUUGAGAAGACCCAGACCAGGCUGUUCCACCUCUGGUGGUCUACAGAAUCAAUAGAGGUCAGGGAGAGUUGGCCAACUAAGAAUGACCAGUUGAGAAGACCCAGACCAGGCUGUUCCACCUCUGGUGGUCUACAGAAUCAAUAGAGGUCAGGGAGAGUUGGCCAACUAAGAAGGACCAGUUGAGAAGACCCAGACCAGGCUGUUCCACUUCUGGUGGUCUACAGAAUCAAUAGAGGUCAGGGAGAGUUGGCCAACUAAGAAUGACCACUUGAGAAGACCCAGACCAGGCUGUUCCAGCUCUGGUAGUCUACAGGAUGGCCGGGGACAGUUGGCCAACUAAGAAGGACCCCUUGGGAAGCCUUUUCCAGCUGUGAUGGUCUACAGCCAUUCUUAUCAGCUGGAUUGAGGGGAGGAUGAGGCCAGGCCAGGCCAGCUGGAUUGUAUCAAGUGGGAGAGGAGCGUCUGGGUCUCCACCUCUUCCAAGCUUCCAAGGAACGUGAUGUCCUUAAAACUUUCUUGGGGCUGGUAGAGCCCAACCACGUUACCUUUUGACCUGGUGCGUUUUGCAUGCUCUGGAUUCCCAGUCCUUCGGCUCCUGCCCAGCCACACCCUGCUUAGCACAUACUUGCAAACCCAGAGCCUCCACCAGCGCACGGAGAGAUUCGAGAGGCAGAUGUAGUUUAUAAGCCCUCAAAAGUCAUUAAAAAAAAAAUCUCGUCAGAUGUUUACUUGCAUUGCAACCCUUCUGGGUCUGAUGGCCUUUGCAAAUGACGGAGAGCCGACGGGGAUUUAUUUUGCAAUCACUCAAUAAAAAGUUUAUUUUCCACCUUG